ACAUGAUUUGCCGGCUACUGUAGCGCCGGCCCCGGCCACAAGCUGUCGGCUCGGUUCGGUAGUGUUACAGGGGAGGCGCCGGGGCCAAGGCAGGGGGGGAUCUUAGGAGAGAUCGUAGGACAUCUGAAGAGCUGCCAUGUCUGGGGCAUCUGUCUCAGAACAGAACAACAACAGCUAUGAAACUAAAACCCCAAAUCUUCGAAUGUCAGAGAAGAAAUGUUCAUGGGCCUCCUACAUGACCAACUCCCCGACUCUCAUCGUUAUGAUUGGUUUGCCAGCCCGGGGUAAAACCUACGUGUCUAAGAAACUAACACGCUACCUCAACUGGAUUGGAGUGCCCACCAAAGUGUUUAAUCUUGGGGUGUAUCGGCGUGAAGCAGUCAAGUCCUAUAAGUCCUACGACUUCUUUCGGCAUGACAAUGAGGAGGCCAUGAAGAUCCGCAAACAGUGUGCUCUGGUGGCGCUGGAAGAUGUUAAGGCAUAUCUCACUGAGGAGAAUGGUCAGAUUGCGGUGUUUGAUGCCACCAAUACAACCCGGGAGAGGAGGGACAUGAUUUUGAACUUUGCUGAACAGAAUUCCUUCAAGGUAUUCUUUGUGGAAUCUGUCUGUGAUGAUCCUGAUGUCAUUGCUGCCAAUAUUCUGGAGGUUAAGGUGUCGAGCCCUGACUACCCUGAAAGGAACAGAGAGAACGUGAUGGAGGACUUCCUGAAGAGAAUUGAGUGCUACAAAGUUACCUACCGACCCCUUGACCCAGACAACUAUGACAAGGAUCUUUCUUUCAUCAAGGUGAUAAAUGUGGGCCAGCGAUUUUUAGUCAACAGAGUCCAGGACUACAUCCAGAGCAAGAUAGUCUACUACCUCAUGAAUAUCCACGUCCAGCCUCGCACCAUUUACCUUUGCCGGCAUGGAGAAAGCGAGUUCAAUCUCUUGGGGAAGAUUGGGGGUGACUCUGGCCUCUCCGUGAGGGGAAAGCAGUUUGCCCAAGCUCUAAGGAAGUUUCUGGCGGAACAGGAGAUAACAGACCUCAAAGUGUGGACAAGCCAGUUGAAGAGGACCAUACAGACUGCUGAGUCUCUCGGGGUGCCCUAUGAGCAGUGGAAGAUUCUCAAUGAGAUUGAUGCUGGCGUGUGUGAAGAGAUGACCUAUGCCGAGAUUGAGAAGCGGUACCCAGAAGAGUUUGCACUUCGAGAUCAAGAGAAGUAUCUGUAUCGAUAUCCUGGUGGGGAGUCAUACCAGGACCUGGUACAGCGGCUGGAGCCUGUCAUCAUGGAGCUGGAACGUCAGGGCAAUGUCCUCGUCAUCUCCCACCAGGCUGUCAUGCGCUGCCUCCUGGCCUACUUCUUGGAUAAGGGCGCAGAUGAGCUACCAUACUUGAGAUGCCCUCUCCAUACCAUCUUCAAACUUACUCCUGUGGCCUACGGGUGCAAAGUGGAAACAAUUAAACUUAACGUGGAGGCUGUGAACACGCACCGUGACAAGCCAACUGCAGCAGAGACCACGCUGGCUGUGCGCAGACGCCCUUCCGCAGCAUCCCCCAUGUUUCCUUGCUAAUGAUGUGGAUGUUCAGGCCACACCUCUCCAAAGGACUGGGAUCUACUGAAAAGCUUGGGAUGUCGGCUCCACAGAGGCUAGAACAGGAAGUUGAGUGGGAACUGGACUUUGGGGGCCACCAAAACGAGGCCUGGAGAAACGCCACCACAUUUCCUCCCCUCCUGCCUAAUGGGAAUAUCAGUUACACUGAAAAGUUUAACUUUCCUGUGCCUCAAAACAUUCAGCAACCUGAACCAAUGACUUUUUGUCAUCUCUUUGCUGGGUUUGGUCCAAGUCGGUCAAUCUCAUUCUGUAUAGGCAUUUAACAUCCUAGCUGUGACUGUCUGCAUCCUUUGCUGGCUCUUUUUUGCCCAAAGUGCAAAUGCACUUCUUCAGAUGUACUUUUCAAGUGAGAAGGUAAGAGCUGGUCUCUGCAUCUGUUCCAGGCGAGCAGGCUAGAGUCUAAUAUACAUAUACUAGCAGGUACCAUUUGCCACAUUGGAAGCAAGAGACAAAUCAGGUGAAUGGAGAGUCUUCUGAGAAAUUCAGUCCCUAAAACAUCUUCUGCAGUGAUAGAAGAACAGUGUCAGUAGCAACCUUUUCAUUUAGAGAACUUUUUCUUGUUCCAGGCCCUUCAGGACAGGAUCUGACUGCAAGACUCCCCGAAAUGGGUACCCAUCUUCUAAGUUUCCUUUUGUAGCUACUGUAUUUUCAACUUGAUGCAUGUGCCUCUCAUGCAUCAAGAUGGGGCUGAUGUGGUUCUCCCAGGUGGUUGGGAACGUGGGCUAGAGAGAAAAGUAGAGUGCCAUGUAUAUCACAUGAGUAAGUCAAGAAAGCUCCUUGAAAAUCAGCCCGAUCAGGGAGUGUUUUGGCUUCAGAACAGGUGGAAGGAGACCUGCCCCUCUGUGGGCUCUGUCACCCUGAUGCAGUCCUUGAGAGAGCUGUGGCUGUGACUUGGAGGGCAGUAGUCUCCUGAUACCUGCCUCUUGGCCACUUGUCACUAUUGUGGUCACUGGUCUUUCAUGUAAAAGUGAGGGUGACGGGGUCAUGGACCAGCGCCUCAGUGCAUUAGUCAUUUGUUUUCCCUUACAGACAAAUUAGAUAACUCUUCCCUAGUGAUUGUCAAAUGUAUGAAUGUAUCUCUGUAAAUGUGAUUUUGACAUGUCACUGUUCCUGAAGAGCAUAUGGAAUCCCCACAGGAUAUUAUAUCUUGCAAGGAAAGUCUAUUUUUUUAAAGAAUAGUAUGUUUUUAGCUUUACUUUUCUUUCUUUUUUUUUUUCCUUUUCACUCAAAUGCUCACUUGCUGGGCAAAAGGGUGAGUAGCAAGAAAAGUAACGAAAUGUAGCUUUUCUCAAAUGGUUCUUUUAUACUGUGGAUGAUACAGGACUCUGUUACCUAAGAUGUGAUGAGCUGGGCUGCAGGCGGUUCAGCAUCCAGCAACUAGGAGCUUCUUUUCUAUGCACAAAGCUGCCUUCAGGAAGGCUUCUUACCCUGUAGCUGAUGAUUUUCAUCUGGCUGCCUACCACAUGCUGUACUGUAAUGAUUUUGUUGUGAUAUGGAUUUCUCUCUGCAUCAAAAACUGUCUUUUGAUGAUCAAACAAUGUUUAUAUUUAGUUAUUUAUUCUAUCCAUGUAAGGCGUUUUUGAGUUUUCAUGUCACUGUUUGCAUGUAUUUAAUCAGAAUGUAAUAUAGUUUGUGUUGUCGGGUUUUUUUUUUUUUUUUUUUUUGUAGAAAUGUAGAUAGGUAGACCUUUUAAGUCUAAUGUCAUAUUAGCUUAAGUUAAUUUUAAUUUUCCAGAAUGUAGAUAUCUGUCUUCUGUAAAAGGAAAAUAAUGAUGUUAAGGGACAGUGGAUUUUUUUGAAUACUUUGUUUCUCAUUGAUUUUUAUUAUAAGUGUAAACCAAGAGAUGCAUUUCUCUGGAGAAAUGUUUAUCUCCUGGAUUAAUAAAAUCAUGCUAAAA
This is a messenger RNA of Mandrillus leucophaeus (drill), 3491 nucleotides long. RefSeq names its product 6-phosphofructo-2-kinase/fructose-2,6-biphosphatase 2 (gene PFKFB2). The record is from RefSeq and is a predicted model, not a curated record. The transcript has 15 exons. Gene Ontology annotation, biological process: fructose 2,6-bisphosphate metabolic process; fructose metabolic process. Gene Ontology annotation, cellular component: cytosol. Bases 137 to 1552 code for a protein of 471 amino acids. Gene Ontology annotation, molecular function: ATP binding; fructose-2,6-bisphosphate 2-phosphatase activity; 6-phosphofructo-2-kinase activity. Lineage: Eukaryota; Metazoa; Chordata; Mammalia; Primates; Cercopithecidae.